Durusdinium trenchii is the source of this 2415-nucleotide messenger RNA. NCBI's taxonomy places the organism in Eukaryota, Dinophyceae, Suessiales, Symbiodiniaceae. The record is from the annotation of a GenBank genome assembly.
GUCCCAAGUUCCAUUUGUUUCUCUUCAGGCUGGUGUUUGCGGAUUGCAUAUUUUUUUGUUCAACUGCAGCCAUUUUCAAGGGCUCAGUGAUUGGGUUUCACGCUUUUUUUUAGCGCUGUGGCCACUACCUGGAAGCAGUUUGGUUGGCCACAGAGCGACUUAUAGGGUCCUACUCGUAUAUUUAUUGUACAUAGUUGGACUGGCGGUCCGUGUACCGCACACCACGCAGAUUCCAUGGCGACGGUGCAACGCCGGGCUUCCAACCCGGUACGCCUGACGGGCGAGUUCAUCCGCAAUGAGUCCUACAACGUGAGUGAAGGCAAUUCCAGUUGGUGGGAGAAGUUUAAAACGUUUAUGAUGAGCCAUUAUGUCGCGAAUCUCAUGGCGGUCAUUGUUUGUGUGGAUACGUUCUGCACCUGCUCGGAGAUCGAUGCUCGAGCAGCCGAUGGGGGGCAACCAAGCCCUGGAAUUUUGCUCAUCUCGGACAUAUGUUUGACGUUGUAUAGCACGGAGGUGCUGUUGCUCCUUGUAAUAACAGGUUUGCCGAUCCUGAAGGAUUGGAUGAUGCUCUUAGAUCUUGGAAUUGUUGUGUGUGGUUGGGUGGAAGUGAUCAUUGUGCAGACUAUCACGCACGAAGGUUUGACCUUUCCGAUAAAAGUGUUGCGUGUCCUGCGCCUGGUGCGAAUCUUUCGACCCAUCCGCUUGCUCAAGCGUAUUCGAGGACUUCGUGAGUUGUACAAACUCUCCAUGAUGAUGGCCACUUGCUUCCGCACCUUAGCGUGGUGUUUCCUGAUGUGCUUCGUUGUGAUGACGGGAUGGGCCAUGCUCAUGGUCGAGUUGGUGAACCCUUUGGUGAAGGAAGUGAAGGACAUCAACCCAGGAACCUGGGACGGCUGCACUGAUUGUAUUGAUUCCAUGUCAUCAGUGAUGCAUGCCAACCUGUUGCUCUUCAAGACCGUGAUUGCAGGAGACAGUUGGGGCCAGAUCGCUGUCCCCCUCAUCCAGGAGCACCCGGAGACGGCGAUCAUUUUUGUUGGCUCUUUGUUGACCUUGGUCUUUGGCGUUGUGAACCUCAUCGUGGCCGUGGUUGUGGACACCUUUGCGGACGCUCGCCAGAAUGAUGUCCAAAACUUGGCAGAAGAGAUGGAAGACGAGAUAGAGCAUGACCGGAAGGCCUUGUCCAAGCUCUUUCAACGCAUUGACAAAGACGGCAGCGGGCAGCUAACGCUCCGCGAGCUGAUCGAAGGGGCUCGACAUGACAAAGCCUUCCAGAGCCGUUUGAGAGUCAUGGACAUUGACGAGCAUGACCUGGAGCAACUCUUUCACAUGAUAGACCUGGACGAAUCCGGCACCAUUGAAAUCUCCGAAUUCAUUGGCCCACUGAGCAGGUGGGCUCAUGAUUCGAAGACCGCUCCGCGCUUUAUUAAGUACAACAUGUUGCAGUCGAUGCACCUCCAGCAGGACCUGUACGAUCUUUCAGUGGACUGCUUCAGGGAGCUUGCAGCGUGCAUCGAUGACGUGGCCCUCCAGGUGCAUCGCCAGAGACCAGCACCUCCAACGCCAGCACCUCCAGUGCCAGCGCCAGCGUUCGCCGAGACGGUCAAAGGCCCAGAGAGCGGCCAUGAGACCAGCCAGACGGACUCCACCUUAGAUACAGAGCCACACUUGUGGUCGAAGCUGCAUGAAGUCCAACAGGAAGCCAAUCAGAUGCAUGGCCAGUCUGCUGAGAUUUUGGGGCUUUCGAUCGAGGCUAUCAUGGUAAACCUUGAAGCCAAGUUAGAUAUGCUUCUCCAGGAGAGCCGAAAGCCUCGACUGAACAAGUCCGACAGCCUUCGAAGCUUGAGAUCUCGAUUUGCUCCUGGUCCGACUUCUAUGAGCACGGACAAAUAUGGCUUCAGACGACCGCUGGACCCGACGGCCUUCCGGUCCUUGUACAUGAAGUCACGUAGUAUGCGUGUGCCUGGCCAAGACGGAGGUGGAUCUUCUGAGUCCUACAACACCUUCGCGGCACGAUUUGGCUGGCCAAAGACGCGGUUCCGGACAAAUGAGCAAGAUCCAUCUUGGACCUUGUCAGACGCUGGCCUGCCGGUGGAGAAGCUUCAGUCGAUUGAGGAGGACGCCGACGACCUGAAGACGAUGGAGACGUCGCGGAUAUAGGUCAACAAUUUGAUCAUUCCACGAGCUUUUCAAUCCCGGAGUUUUGAACUGUAGAGCCUUGUGGCACUUUGUCAUUCGACGGAAGGUGCAGACCUUCCAAAGAAUGUACACUGAGCUCCGUAUAGAAUUCUUUGCUUGCCGACUUCCGAGGAUUUGUGCGAGCGAAAUGCGGUUGGGGUCCGUUCGGGAGAGGCUCCCAGCCACCGUCCCCUUGCUCUUGAAUCAGAGCUUAUUUUCCCGAGGCGAAGUUCUCCUGAG